AGCCGUAGAGGAUUGAGAUUACCCAAAUAAAAUUUUUAAUAUAUAUUUAGUUUUCAUUGAAGGUUGAAAAAAUGUUGGUUAAACAACUCGUGAAACAAGGACUUUUGUUCAGAAAUGCUGCCGCCAUUACGCGUGCUGCAUAUCACGAUGGUGGACUUAAACCUUCGACUAUGAAUGAUUUGCCAAUUCCUUCCGGAGACUGGCAGGAGCAGUACUCUCGUCAAAACUCCAAGUACAAUGCAGUGUUGAUACUAGGUGUUUUGACUUUAGUUGGUACCAUAAGUAUCGCUAAGACUUCAGGUCUUAUUGAACUUAACUACGCACCACCAAAGUCAUUGGAUUAAAUAGAUUUGAAUUUUGCAUAUUAACAACACAUUAAGUGAUUUAAUAUAAAUAAAUUGUAUGUAUUAAGUGUAAGAUGCAGAAAAAAAUGUUCGUUAAGAAAAUAAACAAAUAAAUUGAUUUCCAAUUAUGAAA
Messenger RNA from Teleopsis dalmanni, 477 nucleotides. RefSeq lists its product as uncharacterized. Lineage: Eukaryota; Metazoa; Arthropoda; Insecta; Diptera; Diopsidae. The record is from RefSeq and is a predicted model, not a curated record. Bases 72 to 344 code for a protein of 90 amino acids. The transcript has 3 exons.